Quercus lobata is the source of this 855-nucleotide messenger RNA. RefSeq lists its product as uncharacterized. The record is from RefSeq and is a predicted model, not a curated record. NCBI's taxonomy places the organism in Eukaryota, Viridiplantae, Streptophyta, Magnoliopsida, Fagales, Fagaceae. The coding region runs from base 1 to 855 and encodes 284 amino acids. The transcript has a single exon.
AUGGCUGGUGAUCCUUCGAAGCUCAAUCAGAACCUGUAUUGCGCAUACCAUCAGGAGCCAGGUCACACCACUGAUGAGUGCAGGAACCUAAAGAACUAUUUAGAUCGGCUUGGCCAAGAAGGGAAGCUGAGACAUCUGCUGCAUCACCCUGAAGGAUGGCAGGAACCGUCGAACAAUGAAACCAGGAAAAAUACGUUGAGGCCACCCAUUGGCACAAUUAAUGUCAUUCUCGCCGCACCUAGGAGGACAGGCUCUGCCCCCUUCAGGGUAAUGUCAGUGAGCAGUUUCCCAACUGAGCCAGACGGUAGGGACCCCAAGAGAGCCAGAAUGAAUGCCACGACGUUAAUCGGGUUCACGGAGGAAGACAAGCAAGGGACUAUUCAACCCCAUGACGAUGCCCUAGUCGUCACACUCAGAAUAGGAGGUUAUGACGUGAAGAGAGUAUUAGUUGAUCAAGGCAGUGCUGUGGAGGUAAUGUAUCCUGAUUUGAAUAAGGGGCUGAGCUUGAAGCAGGAAGACUUGUCGCCAUACGAUUACCCCCUGGUCAGCUUUGAAGGAAAAAUCGUUAUGUCGAAAGGCAUGAUCAAGUUGCAUGUGCAAGCAGAUUCAGACGUGGUAGAAGUGAACUUCAUUGUCGUAGAUGCAUACUCCUCCUACACCGCUAUUGUGGCCUGGCCAUGGAUUCAUGCACUAGGGGCUGUGCCGUCAACCUUGCACCAAAAAGUAAAGUAUCCGUCAGGAGGUCAAAUCAAGGAAAUAAUAGGGAGCCAGGAAAUGGCUAGACAAUGCAUGGUGUCGGCAAUAUCACAACGGCUGAGUAAUGAGCCUUCCACUUCAGCCGAGAAGGGCUUAUAG